AUGUCUAUUGACGAGUUUAUUCGGGAUACAAAAGACCGGUUAAUGAGGGUUGACGUAUUACAUUUGUCUCCGCCCUGCCAAUACUUCUCGCCAGCACAUACGCGCGAAUCUAUCCAUGAUGAAACCAACGUUUGCGCCCUCUUUGCGUGCCGCGAAUUGAUCAACAAGCUACGGCCACGCCUGGUUACGCUCGAGCAGACAUUUGGCAUCACGCAUGAACGGCAUCACCAGUAUCUGAGAGGCCUGAUUGGAGACUACACUCAACUUGGUUACUCGGUUCGGUGGAAAGUGGUCAGACUCUGUACCUGGGGUUUAGCACAAGAUAGAAAGCGCCUGAUUAUUCUUGCAGCCGCCCCAGGGGAGAGAUUACCUCCUUUCCCCAAGCCUACCCAUUCCGAGAAUGGAACUGGCGGCUUGAAGCCGUAUACAACUAUUCGGAAAGCAAUUGGCUCUAUCUGUGUUGGUGAUGAUCUACACAAUCUCGACAAUGUCAAGUAUUAUCGGCCACGUCGGGCGCCGCUUGAUCCAGAUCGGCUGGCAGGCACCAUCACAACAGGAGGCAGCGAAGUAUACUACCCGGACGGUACAAGAAGUCUUACUCUCCGUGAAUAUGCCUGCAUUCAGGGAUUCCCAAAGUGCCACAAGUUCAUUGGGACGAAAACAAGCAUUAGGAGACAAAUCGGCAACGCGUUUCCUUCCAAUACCGUGCGGGUGUUGUACCGACAUCUGGAAGAUUGGCUUCUGCAGCAAGAUGGAAUGACUCGAUAUCAACCGAUAGCCGAUGACGUCCUCGUUGUCGACGACUCUGACAACGACAACUCUGAUGAUUAUUCGCGCUGGCAAACAUCACCUGGGGCGCCGUCGUCUCCUGAGAUGGAUGAAGAUAUUAUGGAACUUGAUUGCCCACGAGAAAGGUUUCGGAAUAAUUUCCGCAGACGCAGCUCCUUUGUCGACCUCACAUGA
Messenger RNA from Trichoderma aggressivum f. europaeum, 963 nucleotides. RefSeq lists its product as uncharacterized. The record is from RefSeq and is a predicted model, not a curated record. Gene Ontology annotation, biological process: negative regulation of gene expression via chromosomal CpG island methylation. Lineage: Eukaryota; Fungi; Ascomycota; Sordariomycetes; Hypocreales; Hypocreaceae. Gene Ontology annotation, cellular component: nucleus. The transcript has a single exon. The coding region runs from base 1 to 963 and encodes 320 amino acids. Gene Ontology annotation, molecular function: DNA (cytosine-5-)-methyltransferase activity; DNA binding.